AUGACUUCUGGAAUUGAGGAUACCUAUGACUAUAUUGUCUGCGGAGGAGGCACCUCUGGCUGUGUGGUUGCUGGUCGUCUGGCAGAAAAUCCCGAAGUUACCGUCUUGCUGCUGGAAGCUGGACAGCAUAAUAAGGACCUAGAAAAUGUUCAUAUGACUGGCGGGUGGGCGAACAACUUCGAUGCCGAGACAGAUUGGAACUUCGUCACUCCUCCAAUGGCAGGAGUUGAUAACCGCCAAGUGAAGCUGAGUCGUGGUCGAUUCCUUGGAGGCUGUAGCGGGUGCAAUGGAACGCUUUGUAUCCGUGGCAGCAAACUGGAUUAUGAUGACUGGGGACUAGAUGGAUGGAGCGGAGAAGAGUUCUUUGAGUAUAUGAGAAAGUCAGAGACCUUCCACCCAAAAGCAUGGUUCCAGGCCGAUAGAGAGAGUCAUGGAUACUCCGGGCCACUUCACACAGAGCCACAUGAUCUAGCGCCCAUCUCUCAGCUUCUGCUCGACUCUUAUGUCUCGCAAGGCAUGCCCUUGCAUCAUGACAUGUUCAGCACUGGUGAUGUUGUACAAGGAUGUGGCCAUGUACCUCGAACGGUAUACCGGGGCAUACGGACAACGGGCGCUGAUUUCAUCACAACCAAGAACCAAGGGAACAUCACCAUCAAGACAGAUACGACUGUCGACAAAAUCAUCUUCAGCAAGCAGGAAAACGAGACUCGCGCUUCCGGCGUAGUCACACAAACCUCAGAUGGCAGCUCUACCAUCUACCACGCCCGAAAGGAAAUCAUCAUCUCCGCAGGCGCCUACUGCAGUCCUGCAAUCCUGCUUAGAUCAGGUAUCGGCCCCAAGGCAGAGCUAGAACAUCACAAUAUCCCCUCUUUGGUUAAUCUACCAGGCGUGGGCAAGAACCUCAUCGACCACCUCAUCGUAUUCAUGUUCUACGAAACAGAAAAACAAGGCCUAACAAACGACCACCACGUCCAUCACAACGACAACUUCGACCGAACCUACGCAGAAUGGAAAGAUCAUAAAACGGGCUUCCUAUCCACCUUCCCCUUCGGCGGCUUCGCCUUCGCCCGUCUCGACAACCGACUAAAAGACGAGCCACUCUGGCAAAACGCCCCGCGCAAGCCCGGCCGAGACCCAAUGGGUCUCACGCCCCAGCAACCGAACAUCGAGUUCUUCAACACAGAGUGCUACGGCGGACCUAAGCAAUACGACCAAUUCCCAGCUAACAACCAGCACGCUUUUUCCAUGAUUGCAGAGCUGUUUGCGCCGAAGUCUCGUGGCUCGGUGGUUCUGGAAUCGGCGGAUCCGAAGGUAAACCCAGUUGUCGAUUGUAAUUAUCUGGAUGAUCCGCUUGAUCUGCUGGUUCUUAGUGAGGCUUGUCGGUUUGGGAAUGAGGUUGUUAUGAAAGGUGCUGGGACUAAGGAUAUUGUUAAGGGGUCUUGGCCGUCGAAUUUGAAUCAUCAUACUUAUAAAUCGAGGGAGGAGUGGGUUCCGUAUGUGAAGCAGCAUGCGACUACUUGCUACCAUGCGGCGGGAACUUGUGCCAUGGGGAAGACGGGGGAUCCUAGGGCUGUUCUUGAUGAGAAAUUGCAAGUUAGGGGUGUUUCGGGGCUGCGAGUUGCUGAUUGCAGUGUUAUGCCUACAUUGCAUGGAGGACAUACUCAGAUGCCGGCGUAUGGUAUUGGAGAGAAAUGUGCGGAUCUAAUCAAAGAAACAUGGCGGAUGGCGGGUAAUGUCUAUCCUCGCAUCUGA
This is a messenger RNA of Penicillium griseofulvum, 1752 nucleotides long. Its product is annotated as GMC family oxidoreductase. Lineage: Eukaryota; Fungi; Ascomycota; Eurotiomycetes; Eurotiales; Aspergillaceae. The coding region runs from base 1 to 1752 and encodes 583 amino acids. The record is from RefSeq and is a predicted model, not a curated record. Gene Ontology annotation, molecular function: oxidoreductase activity, acting on CH-OH group of donors; flavin adenine dinucleotide binding. The transcript has 6 exons.